Molecule: messenger RNA, 1571 nt
Organism: Physella acuta
Lineage: Eukaryota; Metazoa; Mollusca; Gastropoda; Physidae
Product: synaptosomal-associated protein 47-like
Biological process (GO): synaptic vesicle priming; synaptic vesicle fusion to presynaptic active zone membrane; exocytosis
Cellular component (GO): plasma membrane; SNARE complex
Molecular function (GO): syntaxin binding; SNAP receptor activity
Source: RefSeq, a predicted model, not a curated record
AUUCCUGUUAGAGAAAGAAACAUCAAUAACUCAAUAACAGUACUGAUAUAUUUAUUUUUGACUUGGUUUUAUCAUCCAAGCUCAUACAUUUCUUUUUCUAGGAUGAAAUCAUUAUUUAAAAAAAAAUAUAAUGCAUAACUAACACUGUAAUGUGCAGCACUGAAACACUAUAAUUCCCAUUCAAUAUAAAAUGGCAAACAGAAGUGAUAUCUUUAUUCGUUGUUGGUGUUCAACUUACUACAACUAUUCUUCUGGAAAGUGGAUUACUGGAUUACUAAAAAUUUCCCACGAAGCACUGCUAUUUCAGUCUAAUGACCUGAAAAUAGUAGGCUCUGAGCCUAACCCCCUUGUACUGUUUAUACAUUUAUCCCAGAUAAAAGGUAUUUGCAAAGCAGUUUCUUCAUUCAUUUAUCCAGCAAUAAAAAUUACCACAGAAAACAAGCAAGAACACUGGUUUUCAUCUUUUGAGGAUAGAAACUCAACCUUUCUAAUUUUGCAACACUGUGUUCAAUCAAAGUUAUUCGACAAGACUGAUGAUUCACAAACAAUUGUCACUACACAUUCAUCAGAUGUAUCUUCGGCUUCUUUAAAAACAAAUAUUGGCACUAAAAUUUUACACAGUGUUCAUGAUUCACACGCUACUUUACAAAAAGCUGCUAAUAAGCUGGUUGAACAAGGAGAGCAAAUUAGGAAUUCUGCCUUCACAGUCCAGCUCAUUCAUGAAGAUUUAACUGUUGCUGAGAGGAUUACAAAAGGUCUAAACUCUUGGUUUGGUCGGUGGCGUCUGCCACCUGUUACUAAAGCUGAAGAGUUGAUUGUGGUAACUGACAAUGAUAUUCCUGAGGUAUGGGACAUUGAUGCUCUGUGUACUCAAAUCUCUGGAAAUAAAUAUGAUAUUCAGAGAGAAGGUGUUUUUCGGCUGUCCAAAGAUGGUGUAACUCUUCUUGAUAUGAAACAAAAGAUAAUUCAUCAUUUCAAAUGGUCUGAUGUCUCCAGUAUUCGUGUAGUAAGUCCCUGGGAAAUCCUUGUGGUCAGAUUUCUCAUUGGCCAACCAGAUUUAAGCUAUGGAGUAAUAAGUAUGCAUAUGCCUAAAAUGCUGAUUAAAUUGGAAAAGUUAUCUGGCAACAAAAUGGAUUACAUGAACCCACCCAAUUCUCAGUAUUGUGAGAAUUCGGAACCUGUUUGGACAAAGCCUUGUAACAUGGCCAGCUCCAGUAAAAAGGCUCUACUUGUACCAGAAAGCAAACUGGCUUCUAACUCUUUUAUUAGUGAUGAGCUUGGAGUACACAGUGGACAGGUAGAGCAGAAAGAGUUAAUAUCUGACAUGGAGGUAGCUGAGAUCGGUGAUGUUUUAAAGAGCUUGAAAUCUAUGGCGCUGCAAGUACAGAAAGAACAGUGUGAACAAAUAGAAACAAUCGACAGACUUACAGAGUCUGUUGUAAAGGCUGAUGAUCGAGUCAAGGGCAUCAACAAAACAAUAAAUAAAUUGUUGAAAUAAUUUAGAAAUACUUAUGUACGCUUUGGUUGCAUUAAUAAAACAUUGGAAUGGUUUAUUUUAAGACCAAUGUUCA